GAGAAGAUGCAGCAAUACUAAGUGAGGUGCGUGGAUGACUGAGUACCCAGCAAUAACCAUAAAAGCACAUCGAUAGCCCUCCAUACUGCUGCCUGCGUGCUUAGUAAAUACUGUUAAAAUAAGGUCUGAGCAAUAGGGCGUCAAGGGGAUUAGUAUAAAUGGCCCAAGGAGGCGAGGUAACUUCAAAAAUUCACCGGGUACUGCUGAUUGCAUCCAUUCUCAUUUGCUCUCUGGCACCAUGAAGGGCCCCACUCUCGCUCUCUUUCUCUUCUCUGUCCUGUUGGCUGUGGUGCAAGUGAGAGGGGGGGAGACUGUGAAGCUCUGUGGGCUCGACUACGUGAGAACCGUGGUCUACAUCUGCGCCAGCUCUCGGUGGAGGAGAUCCCUGGAGGAGGCAGGCCAAGCUCAGCGAGCUGAGCCAAGAAACUAUUUCCCGCUCCCAGACAGACAGGAGACAUCCAAGGAAACUCUUGAGCACAACCUUCCCAAGAUGGAUACCUCAGGACAGGAGCUUGUUCAAAAUCCGCAGGCACCCACGGAAAGGCUUUGGCAGUGGAAGAAGUACUCGGUGGUGUCCAAACGAGAUCUGCAAGCUCUGUGCUGCACGGAAGGCUGCUCCAUGACUGAGCUCAGUACACUCUGUUAGGAAGAGUCCACACCCAUGGGCGAGCUUUUGCAUGUUUCUAAUUGGCAUUCUACCACUGAGUUUCAUGUUCAGCUUCUAUCAUUGCAACCGUAGUCUUUGGGUAGACAGUCCUUUCCUAAAAGGGCUGUCUAUUAUGGCUUAAAGCCAAGAGAAGUCUCUCUUCUCCUUUUGCCAAG
Molecule: messenger RNA, 822 nt
Organism: Phodopus roborovskii (desert hamster)
Lineage: Eukaryota; Metazoa; Chordata; Mammalia; Rodentia; Cricetidae
Gene: Insl5
Product: insulin like 5
Exons: 2
Coding region: 239-646 (135 amino acids)
Biological process (GO): positive regulation of feeding behavior
Cellular component (GO): extracellular region
Molecular function (GO): hormone activity
Source: RefSeq, a predicted model, not a curated record